UUAGUCAUUACCGUCACUUAGGGUUUAUUCACAAACACAAACAUUCUUGAGUCUUGCCAGUUACCUCUUACUCUCGUAGUGCUCCUCUCCUCGUCAGUACACAGUCGUCUAUCACUCUCAAGUCUCAGUAUUCACAUCAAGAAGAGGUAUUCAAGCUUACACCAAAGACGAUUUGCUGCGCUCAACAGCAUCUUGAGCAUGUUCAGCAGUUGAUUCUGGUAGGACCAGCUGGAUUUUCAUCUGAGACUGAACAUAUGUCCGAGCAAAUGACCCAGUUCAGAGCAACUUGGAAGGUAGCUGUCUUGAAUCAUCUGUGGGAGUCUAAUUUUACCCCAAUGAAACUUAUCAGGUGGACCAACACACCUUAAUUCAGAACAAAGUGAAGCUGGGGUGAGGCUGCCUAGAUAUACCCUUCCCCGAUACCCACGGAGUGGGUAUGAACCGGGUCGACCCUUAGGAGCUGAAGUUCCUCUUUAUUUGUUGUUGUGGAAGAAAAUCCAUGGCUAUUAUUUGGAAUCUGUAAAUGGAGCUCCUUAAAAGCUCGGAUCCGUAUGCAGCCCAGGUUAUCCACACUCCAGAACUUCUUUGCUGGAAUAAAUCUACAUUGACCAUCAUCUUUGGCUGAACUUCUUCUGUUAUGACUGCUAGAGCUAGAUCUAGAACAUUCAUUGCUUGAAUAUGAAUGUUCCUGUAUCUAUUUGGAAACCAUAUCCAGAUUUGCUCCGUUACUCUCUUAAAGCUGUUAUCCUGAUAUCAACCUCCUUCUCCUGGACGUAGGGCAUUCAUUCAACCACCAAAAAAGAGAACAACAGAUACAACUUUCGUGAUUGCAACAGCACAAUCAAGCAGUCUGAUAAAGGAAAGGGAUGCUGCAUUAACUCAAGCAAAACUAGACAAGGCCACUCUCAAUUUUAGGGUUUUUGAUUCUCCAUUUUGGAAUUUUCUUGUACCUGUUAUUCCUACUCUCGCUGACCUCACCGGACCUGCUCUCAAGUAAAGAUCUCAUGCCAAAGUAUCAAGGUGUUGCUCAUCUGCUAAUUAUCUCGUGUUGAUUCAGCUUCCUGAAAAAAAUACAGCAAUAGUUGAUUCAUUGAAGACACUCUUUUUUGCCAAAGUACGUCCGAGUUGCAUUCCCCCAGUCUUUUUUUUUUCUUUCUUGAAAAAAAUAAUUUUUGGAUGGAUUAUUUGGUCUCUUUGAAUACCUGCACGGAGUUGCCUUAGUUUAUCCUUAUUAUCUAUGCUUGAAAGUUAAAUGUAUCACUUGCACAAAUCUUGCCUUUUGCUGUCACUCAUGCAAGCAGGUGAUGAAAUCCAAGAACAAAACUGAUUUUUUAUAGGGUGGAACCUCGUAAACUUGGAAGAUUACAGAGUGGAACAGGGAUAUGUCAUUUAGCCAGAAAGUCCUCUACUUGAAGGCGUCGCAAAGACGUUUGCGGUCUCCAUGGCUAAUCCAAACCUAUUCUUUCUCAGACAUUGUCCACAAGAAAACGAAGCUUGCUCCUCUACAGGAACGUAGAAUGAUUGACCGCUUUCGCAUAUGGGCCAAAGGAGGUGACGGUGGCAACGGUUGUACCAGUAUUCGUCGUAGUCGACAAGAUCGCCGUGGCAGACCUGAUGGUGGGAAUGGUGGACGGGGUGGUGACGUGAUAUUAGAAUGUUCUCCUACAAUGUGGGAUUUGAGUGCUCUGCAGCAUCACAUUAAUGCAAAGAGGGGGGGGAAUGGGUCAUCCAAAAAUAUGAUAGGAACUAGAGGAGCUGACAAGGUGGUCCAGGUUCCUGUUGGUACCGUAAUUCAUCUAGUAGAGGGUGAACUUCCAUCGGCAGUUGAGAAGAGUUCAAGUUCUAAGUUGGACCCUUGGGAGAUUCCACGUACAGUUGAUAUUGAUUUGCCAGAGUUUUCUACACAAUCAAAUUUGGUGGAUCAAACCAGGUCAAAAGUUGAGAAGAAAGUCAAAUCAAGUGGGCAUCAAGCUCGCGAUGGUGAAGAAUCCGCUACAUCUAGGAGAAGAACUUUUGGUUUGCCGACCUAUUCCAGCACACUCUGUUCAAUUGCUAGAGACAAAUUCAAAUAUGAUGUUGAUGAUUUUUCUGAUUGCGAGGAAGAAAACUGUGGACAAUUGGAAGAUAAAGAUGGUGAUGAUAUCAUGGGAACAGAAUGUGAAGAUGAGUUGGAAGAAACUGAACUUAUAGAAUACAAUGUGGCAGAGUUAACUGAACAAGGCCAACGAAUAGUGGUUGCUCGUGGAGGGGAGGGUGGCUUAGGAAAUCUGUCCCAGAGGAAAGUGUCUAAGAUGAUGCAAAAGAGAGCCGAUUCUGAUGAUGAAGUAUCUGAUGAUUAUGAUCAUGCAUCACCAAAUGUUGGCUUGCCUGGCUCAGAGGUGGUACUUGUGCUAGAAUUGAAAAGCAUUGCUGAUGUGGGUCUUAUUGGGAUGCCAAAUGCCGGCAAAAGCACCCUUCUUGGGGCGUUAUCAAAGGCUAAACCUGUUGUAGGUGAUUAUGCAUUCACAACAUUGAGGCCGAACUUAGGUAAAGUCAAUUAUUACGAUUUUUCUUUAACUGUAGCUGACAUCCCAGGACUCAUAAGAGGAGCCCAUGAAAAUCGUGGGCUUGGACAUGCUUUCCUUCGGCACAUAGAACGUACAAAUGUUCUAGCAUAUGUGGUAGACUUGGCUGCAGCACUGGGUGAUAACAAGGGAAUACCACCAUGGGAGCAGCUAAAUGACUUGAUAUUGGAACUCGAGUACUAUAGUGAAGGUUUAUCUAAUCGACCAUCCUUAGUGGUGGCCAACAAAGUCGAUGAAGAUGGGGCUGAAGAGGUAUACAAAGAACUAAAACACCGCGUAUCUGGUGUGCCCAUUUUCCCAGUUAGUGCAGUCCUAGAGGAAGGAGUACCUGAACUGAAAGAUGGUUUAAGGAUGCUUCUCAGUGGUGAACAAACACACAGGCUAAAAUUAGAUGGUAUAGCUCUUCACCAGGAUGCUGCUGCUUUUGUGAGCACAUCUAGUCUUGUAUCCUUUCCCUUGAAAUGAAAUAUUUUUUUCACUUAAGGAAUAAAUAAAGCUGCAUAUUUUAAUUUA
Messenger RNA from Capsicum annuum, 3077 nucleotides. Its product is annotated as probable GTP-binding protein OBGM, mitochondrial. Gene Ontology annotation, cellular component: mitochondrion. The transcript has 10 exons. The record is from RefSeq and is a predicted model, not a curated record. Bases 1383 to 3029 code for a protein of 548 amino acids. Gene Ontology annotation, molecular function: GTP binding; GTPase activity. NCBI's taxonomy places the organism in Eukaryota, Viridiplantae, Streptophyta, Magnoliopsida, Solanales, Solanaceae.